AUGACCAGCUUCGGGUUUUCGAUAGGUGACGUUGUCUUAGUUGCCAAUUACGCAUACUCUGUUUACAAGUCAUGCAAGAACGCAGGUGACAACUUCCGCGAGAUCACUGCGGAUAUCAACUCACUACAUUCCCUUCUCAAUGCCCUGAGCAAUGAGUACGAAAAUCCUCGUUCCUCGUUCCGGUAUCUCCCACCCGACCAGGAAGGCCAGUUGGCAGCUCGUUUAGAAGACUGCAAAGCUGACCUUCGUUCGGUAAAGACGAUAUUGAACGACUUCCGCUCGCUCGACACACACCAUGCACGGUACCGCGACAAGCUUGCAUUCACGAGUGAGAAGCAAGCAGCUAUACGGGAGAAGAUAGUUGCACACGGCGCUCGGCUGCAACAGUUUCUGAGUGGUACAAAUGUCGCGACAUUCUCCAGGAUCGAGAACAACACUGAAGUGAAUGGUCACAUUUUGCGUGAAAUUUACGUAAAGGUGGACAUGAUUCAAAAGGACAGAUUCCCUUGUAGACGCAAUGCCCCGGAACGCGCUCUCUCUGGAAACGGGCUGACCUUGAAGAAUAAGACCCAAAAAGCCAUUACGUCUAGCCUACGCAACGCCUCGAAAAUCACUCUCACUGGGGACGCACUAGCCCCAGAGAAUAUAACACCAAAGGCUAUGACCUCUGGCCUACGCAAUACCUCGAAACGCACCACCUCUGGAGGUGAGCUAGCAUCAAAGAACAAGACCCACAAGAACAAUAAGACGCAGAAAAAACACAAAUUGUUCUCCAGGCAUCAGUCGAAUCUAGCACAUGGCAUCUCCAUCUCCGUGGCAGAAGCUAUCGAUGGCUGGAGAAGAGAGAUACGCCAUCCCAGUGGUACCCUGAUCGAACUCCAUGCGUACGGCCCAACAAACGUUCGACAUUUUUUGGAGAUGUACAACUAUGGACUUCCUUACCGCACCUCCCCCGAGGCUCAUGGAAGCCUACUUCUCUGGAUUCAAGUCACAGAUAUCGAAGACGCCUCUGUGGGUCAGCUAGAUCAGCUGGAGUAUGAAGGAGGAGCAUACUUUGCGCGGAUCAAAGGAGAGGAAGGUCGAAGAUUCGAGUCUACCCACGAAGAAGCAGUCGAUCUACUGGCUUUUGGGGACAAGGCCAUAUCACACAGCAAAUUGUUGAGCGCUGGUUUUAAGAAGCGCAUGAACGAUGUGGAAAAGUCACCCCGUCGCAAGGUCACGCCCACCGAGGGGAAGAAGAGACCGCGUUCUCCAUCGCAUUUGUCGUGA
This is a messenger RNA of Alternaria conjuncta, 1269 nucleotides long. RefSeq lists its product as uncharacterized. Lineage: Eukaryota; Fungi; Ascomycota; Dothideomycetes; Pleosporales; Pleosporaceae. Gene Ontology annotation, biological process: protein folding. The record is from RefSeq and is a predicted model, not a curated record. The coding region runs from base 1 to 1269 and encodes 422 amino acids. The transcript has 3 exons.